UAAACUGGUUGUGUGUUUGUGGGUUGUAUCUUUGAGUUAUUCUGUUGCUCUCUCUGGUUUUCCCGCAAAUGCAGAACAUUACACCUAACUUGGUUUAGUCAGAUGCUCAUUUUUUCUCUCUGUAAGAUUAUGAUUACAGUUUAGGUCUAUUUUAAUUAUAAUGGAAAGAUUGUUAUUUCUCAUCUUCUUGGGUCCUUUUUAUGCAACCCAAGUACAAGCCCUUCCUCAGGCUAAACUAACAGUCAAUUCAUCAAGAAUCAAAGACACAGAUAAAGUCACCUUAAGCUGUCAGGCUCCAAAACAUGUUUCUGUUCAUCAUUGUCGUUUUUAUGUAAACGGAGGAACUCAGAGAUCUUUCCCCUGCAAAAACACAUUAACAGGAACUGAGCUGCUGUUCCUGUCUAAGCAAAGUUCCCCCUCUGUGGUUGCUGUCAGAUGUUAUUACACUGUAAUAUAUGGAGCCUUAGACUCUCCAUCUCCCCACAGUAAUAUAUUACACAUCAUUAUUGAUGUAAAACCGCAACUGGCUGUAAAUUAUUAUAAGGGUCAUUAUGCUAUCUUCACCUGCUCUCUGGCUGGCUCUGUGAAACAUGACUCAACAUGUAACCUGUACUUUGGAGAAUCAAGUCAUCCAGUCAAAACAAAGACUGUAACGAAGAACUCAAGAACAAAUCAAUGGUCCUGCCAGACUGAGAUUCCAGAAGAUGAAUUACUGAGUUACCUACAUGUAGUUCAACAGAAAGAGGUCAGCUGUGAUUACGUUUUGGAGAAUGAUGAAACAUUUUUAACUGCUCGUAGUGAUCCAUACAGUUUCGCUGGUAUGACUGAGUCAACAAUUGGUAUGACCAGUGCUCUCACAACUACCAAAUCAGCUGAGCCGAAUAUAAAGCAGAACGUGCAGGUGGAUGAGAUCAGUGAUAAUUAA
Cyprinodon variegatus (sheepshead minnow) is the source of this 925-nucleotide messenger RNA. RefSeq lists its product as uncharacterized. The transcript has 6 exons. The coding region runs from base 161 to 925 and encodes 254 amino acids. The record is from RefSeq and is a predicted model, not a curated record. Lineage: Eukaryota; Metazoa; Chordata; Actinopteri; Cyprinodontiformes; Cyprinodontidae.